ACCACAAGGCCAACAAGCGGAGCAACAACCGAUCCCAGCACACGGCCCAGCCGGUCCCGGGGAACGCCAGCCAGCCUGGUGGAAUAUGGAGCGUGACCUGGAUGCAGGUCUCAAGGAGCUGCAGCGCAUCGUUGACCUCUUGACCCCUCCACCCUCCAACGUGGACACUCAUUUCCUCGUGGCACAGCCACUUCUACCGGCUCUGCCACCUGCCGAGGACGAACCCGCUGCCGAGCAACCGGUUCAACCACCACCACCCCCAGCACAGCAGCUGCCGCCCCCUCCCCAGCUCAUAGGCGGGGGCUUCGAUGAGCUGCCAGUGGGCGUGGCAGCCAGUUCGAGGAACGCCACCCAUCGCAUCUACAACCCGAUCAUAAAUCCCAUUCCAAUUCCGCAGCAGCCGCAGGCGCCGGCUCAGGGCCAGGAACUGGUGCCGCACGUGUCUCUGGAGACGGCAUCCGACGAGGAGGAAGAGGAGCAGUGGGCUCUCACGGCUGUGGAAACGGAGACGCGUCUCGAGGCCAGCAAGUUCUUCAACCUGAUGCUGGCCAAGCUCCUGAGACGCCGCAAGGCUGAAGUCUUUGAUCUUCACACCCUGGUGCGACGCUACCAGGAUUAUGCCCUCCGGACGCACACUGAGCUGGUCUCCCGAAACCAGGUCUGCCACACUGAACAGAAACGGACCGAGCACCUCACCGUUCAACUGAUGGGUGCUCUUAACCGGGUCCGUGUCUACAUGGACAACUGCACCUCAAUCGGCAACGAGCUUAAGGCACUCAAGAAGCGCGAGAGGGUCCUCCGCAAGGACCUCAGUGCCAAGACGACGGAGUGCGAAUACUUUUCCGAGAUGCUGGACAACUGCCGAACGGAGAUGUUCCGCGAAUUGGCCAGAUACCGGGAGGGGGCCAGCGAGCUGGCCAACCAGCAGCGUCGCGCCUUCGAGCUGGAGCGCCUAAAUGCCCAACUGGAGGAUGAACUGCUAACCAUCAAGGAUCGAUUCCUGCAGCAGAACGAUCAAAUGUCCGUGGCCCUGGGCGCCAAACAGGAGCAACUAGAUACGGCCUAUGAAACAUUGAAACAUUGCGAGCAGGAGUUGGCCAACUUGGAAUUGAAACACAACGAAGUGCUCCGCCUCAACGAGAUCGAUGCGGAACUGCAGGCAGAGAUCACGGAACUGAAGCGUAACAUGGGACUGUCCCGCUAUUUGCUAUUCUACCUGUCCGCCCGCAACUGGGGCUCCUUCCACGUGUGCAUGUACCACGUGGUGGCCGGAUCCAUGGACUGUUUAGUACCCGCCUUCACUGCCCCGCCCAUGACCGACAAUUUGGUGCGAUUGGCGUUCGCUGUUGUUUUCCUGUUGGCCGCCAUGUAUUGAUGAUGCCCGACAACAACAAAAACAUCAACCAAAACAAAAACAAACAAAAAUCUGAUGUCAGGAUACAAAAAAGCUGGGCGGUAACAACAAUAACAACAACAACAAGGAUAACAACAAGGACGAUGACGUGCAUAUGUGGGCAUGAAGAGCGAUAUAUAUAGUUCAUUUCGGGUAGAAUAUUUUUGGGCGAUAUUUGGGCGGUGCUUGGGGUUUGUGAGAUUUCCGUAAAGCUCGACAGUAAAUUUUUGUCGCUUUUCGUUAUUUUCUUUGUCACUGGAAUUGCCAGAAAAAUCUCCCCUAGCUUCAAAUUAUAAAGAUUAAAUUAACAAAAAAAAAAGUAAUAAAGACAAAACUAUUCAACAAUU
This is a messenger RNA of Drosophila bipectinata, 1740 nucleotides long. RefSeq lists its product as uncharacterized. The record is from RefSeq and is a predicted model, not a curated record. NCBI's taxonomy places the organism in Eukaryota, Metazoa, Arthropoda, Insecta, Diptera, Drosophilidae.